This is a messenger RNA of Pochonia chlamydosporia 170, 345 nucleotides long. RefSeq lists its product as hypothetical. The transcript has a single exon. The coding region runs from base 1 to 345 and encodes 114 amino acids. Lineage: Eukaryota; Fungi; Ascomycota; Sordariomycetes; Hypocreales; Clavicipitaceae. The record is from RefSeq and is a predicted model, not a curated record.
AUGGCUCUCUAUGACAACAAGAUCUUCGCUUCAACCUCAAACACAUCCAACGGAGAAGUCUCCUCCGCAACCCGCUUCUACUACCACCAGACAGACAGUAUCGUUUGGGCAGAAUACUCGGGUGGAUCAAUAGUCAAAGGCUCGCUGAUUGCGGCAGUCAAAGAAAACAACUGUCUCGAGAUGCGUUAUCACCAUAUUAAUACGGACGGGGAGAUCAUGGCAGGGAAGUGUUUCUCUACGCCGGAGGUUCUCUCCGAUGGACGGCUAAGGAUGCAUGAGAAGUGGGAGUGGGUUACGGGCGACAAGUCAUCAGGAGAAUCUGUGAUUGAAGAGGUGCGAGACUGA